This is a messenger RNA of Salarias fasciatus (jewelled blenny), 6505 nucleotides long. Its product is annotated as zinc finger CCCH domain-containing protein 13. The transcript has 13 exons. Lineage: Eukaryota; Metazoa; Chordata; Actinopteri; Blenniiformes; Blenniidae. The coding region runs from base 325 to 5760 and encodes 1811 amino acids. The record is from RefSeq and is a predicted model, not a curated record.
CCGGUGAGGCGGCUGGUUGAGCUCCUCUGUCUAGUCGAGCCUGUCAACAACACUGCAACCUGAGACGAGUUAACCAGCUAACUCAGCCCGUCUGCUGGCCUCCAAAUAAACCCUCAGUCACAACUAGUCACAGGCCCGCUUGGUCGGCUGGAUAUAUUGUGUUUGCCGUUUACUUUGGACACAGAGGCAGGAGGAAAAAGUGACUUUCCAGUUCGGCGCCUUCACCUCCUUCCUCCUGUGUGAUAUGACAUCGCGGCUUGGAAACGGCAGAAGUCCAAGCUCCACAGCAGACGGUUGACAUCUGGUCAGGUGCUGGUGAACAGGAUGGCCGCUCAGGUGGACGUUCAGCCUGGGGAGGUUGGGAGGUCCGUGGCAGGAGGACGGCUUCACCUAAAUCCCCUGACUGACUCCAGUAAUACCAGCCUCAUUGAGAUUCCAGCGAUAAAUCAGGCUCGACUCAUCGCAUCAGAACCGAACAAGCCUUCCCCGGCCCCCAAGCCACGGCUUUCUCCCAAACCUUUUGCUGUGGAGAGAAAUCCAACUAUUAAACCCAUACUUGCGCCUAAGCCCCAACCUAAACCCCGUCCGGAGUCCACCCUCCUUCCUGGACACAAGCCAGAGCCGCCAAGCAAUCCCAAACCACUGCAGCCAGCCGCUUCUGUGAAAGCCAGACUGGCAUCAUCCAACCCCAAUCGUCCGGCUCCCACAUCCUUUAAAACAUCCAAUAAAUUGAAUGCUGGACAAACAACCAAGCCAAUAGCUCAGCCAUUUAAGCCAGCCCCUCCUUUUGACCCUGGAGUGACCAGCAAUCCCAGUUCGUCUGUCCUGACAGAAAGGCAGAAGCCUGCUGCGUCCAGCUAUGCCAGAAACCUGAGAAAUCUGCAGGCUGCAGAAUGGUUUGGAACCACUCAGAGGGAAGAUGAGGGCCAGAGGGCUCAGGGCAAAGGGACCUCCAUCACCAGAGCCAAGUCCAUGGGGUUUCUUCUUGACGUUGGACAGGAAGUAGGAAAAAAAGAGAGGGUUCAACCUGAAGCGCCUGUGCAGCUGCGAGCUCAGUCCAGAGGUACCAGGACCAGGCCGGUGUCCGCCAUCUUUCCUGACAGUCCCACUAAGGCUGAAACGGCGGUUCCCACCCCUCGGUGGGCAGGGAGAAGACCCCUUUCGGCUGAUCUCACAUCUAAGUUUGAAUCCAUUGGUCUUUCGUUGCACCGUAAAAGUCUAAAGGCAGAUGCUCAGGAGAACGCCGCAGAGGAAAAGUCACCGGCGCUGAAGAGGGAGCAAGAUAGAAUCACACCACAGAGAAGCAGUGCUGCAGGUCAUCCCGCUCUCACAGACCAAAGUAAAGCAGAAGAAACGGCCGCGAGAGAGACGGACAGCGACGAUGAUAAGCGUGGGGCGAGCAUCAAGUCACGGAUCAGUCUUCUCCUUGACUCGUCAUCCUCUCUCGGACCAACCGGUCAGGGGUCAGAUUUUCCCUCCCCAGUACAGCCGUCUCCUGAAACCGAAUCUGCACUGGGUGUGAAAAUGCUCAUCAAGCAGCUGACGGAGGAUACAACACCGACUCAGAGCGCUGUUAUGAAGCCAUCUGUGAAACCCCGCCCGCUGCCCCUGGACCGGACAAAAAGGUUUUCGUCCGAGAGGUCACCAGACCUCAUUUCCCUCAGUGAGGCUGCAGAUCGCCAUGAGAUCAUCAAAGAUCCUCAGAGGAGGGCUGAGGAGUCAGUCGUCACUCCAAAUGACCAGAAAACAUUUCUGGAUUCAAAAGAUUCCCAAGAACAGCUCAGAAGGGCCUCCAGUCCUGAAGGACCCGGGCUUGGUCCCAGCGGUGCCGUGCAGACAGUGCGGGCAUCCCUGUUUGAAAAUGUGGUGGAGAGGCACAGUGUGCUCAUGAUGGACGACGGGGCUUCUCACGGCAGCCCGUCAUCUAAAAGAAGAGAUUUGGAGGAGGACGAUGGGACUCUGUUCAUUGCCACUUACAGAGAACCUGCCUCCCCGUCGAGUCCUCUGCAUGUGCGACAUGCCUUCGACACAGUACAGGCAAUCGAGAAGAACAGGGCCGUGAGCGAGAUGGUUCCGUCAGCUCAGUGGGAGGACAAGGCAAUGACGCUCCGCUCCAGACGCUCAGACGGGACCAGGCCGGUGGCAGAGGGGACUGGUCAGUCCGUCUCAUCGAUGGCAGCAGAGCCUCAGCCACGAUAUCUAACAGUUGGAGCUAUAACGAAGUUUAGCAAUUCAGACCCCAACCAAAGUACCGGUUUAGAGAAAGGGAUGCAAAAGGACUCUCAAAGGGAAGGGCAGGAAAGGGUACUGGAGCAGGACGAUGCAGCUGCGUCCCCAAAACGUUUAAAAAUGCUGCCGACUGAAGAACAGUCCAAACCCAGGGCGACUUACUUUGCUUUGACCGGGCAAAUGCAGGAGCCGUUUUUUCUUGGGGAAGUGGGAACGAGCAUAAGGGACGUCGAUGAUCACUCAUCAAGGUCCGCGCUCGGUGGCGUGCAAGGGAAGAUUCUGUCAGUGAGGAGGAAUCCAUCUUUAGAAGAGGCAUUUGGGAAAACCUCUCCAUCUCAAGAACAAGUGGAGGGGCUGAUGAUGAGGAGUCAUUUGUCUUCCAGAGAGCUGGUCGAGCUUGAGAGGCAAAGACUUAAAGAAAGAAAGGAGAGAGAAGAAGCGGAGAAAACACGACGGGUAGCAUUAGAACAAGAAAUGUUCCGGAUGAGGGAGCUGGAGAAGGACAGACACAGGGAGGUGGAUCUCCGAUCAGCGUUAGACGAGCAGAGAAAAGAGGAAAUGUUAGACACCCAAAAGAAAAGAGACCUACAAAAGGAGACAGAAAGACACAUGGCUAAAUUGAAAGAGCUUGAGAUGGAGAAACAAGCACAUCGGGAAUUUGCUCGAAUGAAAGAGUUAGAGAUGCAAAGAGAGGCCGAAAGGCAAAGGCAGAAAGUGUUUGAAAAGCAGAAACGGGAAAUGGAGGAGAAACAGCGGGCAUUGGAAAUGCAAAAACAAAUCGAACUGGAAAAACAGAGAUUACAAGAGGCAGAGGAGAAAUUAAAACUUGAAAGGGAGAGGCAGUGGCAGUCGGAGAGGAUGCAGGAAAGGGAGAGACAGCGCGAAAGAGAGAGGCAGAAACAAAGGGAGGAAGAGAGGCAGAGGGAGCUGGACAAGGAGAGACGGCUACUUGAAAUCCAAAAGGAGAAACAGAAAAUGGAGGAGAUGGAGAAACUCAAGGAGCAGGAGAGACAACAGCUCUUAGAAAUUCAGAAACAGAAGCAGAGAGAAAAGGAGCGUCAGCAGGCCGUUGAGCUCGAGAAGCAAAGACUGAGGGAGAAACUGGAGAGAGAACAGGCGGAGAAGAUGAAACAGAUGGCUUUGGAACAGGAAAUGCUACGAAUAAGGGAGCUUGAUAAAGAGAAGGAACGACAAAAGGAGAUGGAGAGGGAGCGUCAGAAAGAGAUUGAGAGGGAGAAGCAGAGGCAGGAGCAGGAAAGACAACUUAUGGAGUUGCAAAAACAGAGGCAGAGAGAGAAAGAGAGGCAGCAACAGAUUGAGCUUGAGAAUCAGAGACUAAGAGAGAAAAAGGAGAGAGAGGAGGCUGAGAAAAUUAGACAAAUGGCUUUAGAACAGGAAAUGUUAAGAAUGAGAGAACUUGAAAAGGAGAAGGAAAGACAAAAGGAGAUGGAGAGGGAGCGUCAGAGAGAGAUCGAGAGGGAAAAACAAAGAGCGCUGGAGCAACAGAGGCAAAGAGAUUUAGAACGAGAAAGACAGAGACAACUGGACAUUGAGCGGCAGGAGAUGGAAAACCAGAGGCUGAGACAGAAAGAACAGGAGAAAGAGAAGAAGAGGCUAGAAGAUUUAGAGAGACUCAAAGAGAUGGAAAGACAACAGCUUUUGGAGUUUGACAAGCAAAAGCAGGCCGAAAGAGACAGACAGCAAAUAAUGGAGCUCGAAAAACGAAGAUUGAAAAUGGAGGAGAUGGAGAAACUCAAGGAGCAGGAGAGACAACAGUUCUUAGAAAUUCAGAAGCAGAAGCAGAGAGAAAAGGAGCGUCAGCAGGCCAUUGAGCUCGAGAAGCAAAGACUGAGGGAGAAACUGGAGAGAGAACAGGCAGAGAAAAUGAGACAGAUCGCCAAACAACAGGAAGCAGAGAGGCAUCGGCUAAAAGAGAAGCAGAGGAAGGAAGAACAGGAGAGGCUGAGACAGGAGUCGGCGCCGAUGAGGCCUAAAGUUCUAGACCUGGACUCGGUGCUCAGAAAGGAGCCGCUGGUGAAGGCUACUGCUCAACGCAGCGACCCUGCAAAUCGCUGGAAGGAGCCUUACAAACCUGGCAUCCUUGACAUCGACUCUUUCUCACCUCUGACUCAGCACUCCCCUGGGAAAGACUUGUUUCCUGUGUCCAGUACUCAGGGACUGGAUUCUGAUUUUGGGACCAGGUCACAGCAUACACCUGAAAGAGAUGUGAGCUGGAAGGCGCCACCGCAGACCUCGGGAAGCUUCUCAAGCCCUGUAUGGACAGCGGGGCCUCAGGACCCCUGGGAGCUGCAGCCCGUCGAGAUGUCUGUGGAUAAACCUGCAGCUGAUCCCAGGAAACAUGUCAGCAAACCGAGCGCGGAGUCGCUCCUCUUCAGGCAGGAUGAGCAGCCGUGGACUCCCCAGAGGAGCUGGACGCCUGUGCAGGACGAACCCCUCCACUCAGCCCCGUUUUCUGGGACAGAGGCCGGAACUGCUAACACUCCAAGUGGACUGUCUGGUAGCUCUUCCAUGGAGUACAGCUGGUUGCCCAGAGAGCUGCAGCCUCAGGAGAGCAGGGGAGCCGCCCACCACCAGAGGAGGUCGCAGGGAUCCCAGGAGCUGAACAGGAAUCGUUCUCGCAGCGUGUCUCGGCGAUCGGCUCCUGCCAGCAGCUCUCUGGAGGGAAACCUUUCCAGGGUGAGGAGUCGCAGCGCCCAUCGAGAGCAGGACCGUCACAGCUGGGUGCCACAGAAACAAGCUGGUGAGGAGGAGGAGGGCAAAGACUCGGAGACGCCAGUCCGUGACUCUGACAGUCAGUACGGGACCUGGGAGACUGGACUGCGCACCGACGACAGCCUCACGCCGGCCACUCCCAGCUCAGAGAGCAACCUCAGCCCCUCUCCGAAGAAGCCCACCUCGCCGCUCACGCCAGGCGACGCUGCAUCGCUGUCUGAAGCAAACACCCAGGACGGCAUUCCUCCCGCGUCUUCAGCUGAGAGUCAGCCUCUCGCUUUCCCCGACGCUCCGACCGCUCUGUUAGACACGAGCGUCCUUCGCUCCAGAGCUCAGCUGGGAAAGAAGCGAGGCCCCCGGACACGGCCGUCCAGGGCUGCCCGUCAGACCACGAGGCUCGCAGAGAAAGAGACCAGUGAGGACUGGCUUUACCGAGACUCCACAGACGCCAAGCCCGAGAGGAAAGAGGACGACUCGGAUUCAGAGGAGCAGACCAGAGGAGCUGAGUCCAGCCCUGCUGUGGCCUUGCAGCCACAGAGGGUCGCCCUGUUCCCCGGGAUGGACCCUUCAGCUUUGAAAGCUCAGCUGAGAAGGAGAGGUGACUCUGACAAUCAAGUUGAUGGAGCUGCCGCCUCUCCCUCCCAGCUGUCUCGCUCUCCAAAGUCUCCCUUCCUCCCCCGCGCAGCUCGUGUGCUGCCCCCUCCUGGCGGAAAAGAAAAUGGUGAGGAAGACUCGCCUCAGUGGCUCAAAGAGCUGAAGUCAAAGAAACGUUUGAGUCAGUAUGAAAGUGAGAGCUAGAAAAAAAAAGAGGUUGCCUUAACAGAUGAAUCUGUGUAACAGAAGCCUUAACGUUUGACCCAGACAGAGGUUGAGAGGAGAGGAUGAACCUACAGCUGCUGAUGAAUUCUCUUUUUUUUUUUUCUUUUCCUUUUUCUUUCCUUUUUGUUCUCUUCCCAUCUGGGUUGAUAAAUGUGCAUGGUGCCUUUUUAUAUGGAGAGUUUCUGUCUUAUGGAGAGGAAAAAAAAAAAAAACAAGCACGGAGAUAUUAAAAAAAACCCAUCGGGCUGCUCCGCUUCCUCCAUAUCAUGCUUGAAACCCGCACAAGCUCCUGCGUGCAGGAGGGACUUCACACGGACACUUUAAGAGGGACCAGGAGGAGCGAGGGCGGCGGACGCCGUUUCGGGAAACUGUCAAACCGGGUGGGACCACGACGCCUCUUCGUCCCCAUCGUGCUUCGUCGCUCCGCCGGAGGACAAUCCAGCGAGUUCUUCACCAGACGUUUGUUUGUAUGUAGUUUCCUCACUCCACUAAUAUGUGUACAAGCCGGCCGCGUCCGCGCCGGCCGCAUCCGUGUUAUCUGUGGAGUCACACAAGCAUCGCCAUAGGAUAACAUUUCACACACUAAUGAUUUUUGAACCUAGAGAACAAAUCACCACAGACGUGAUUGUCGGUGGGAAUGUGUAUCAUGUUAGCGGCUGUAAUCAGGAGAGGCUAUAUUUGUAUUAUUGUUGAUUUAACAAAGACAGAGAGCUAGUUUUGGAGA